Molecule: messenger RNA, 2815 nt
Organism: Canis lupus familiaris (dog)
Lineage: Eukaryota; Metazoa; Chordata; Mammalia; Carnivora; Canidae
Gene: EMP1
Product: epithelial membrane protein 1
Exons: 5
Coding region: 219-701 (160 amino acids)
Cellular component (GO): plasma membrane
Source: RefSeq, a predicted model, not a curated record
AACUCCUUUAAAACAGAGUGAAAAGAAACCACCCAUCACACACCCCAGCACACCAGCGCUGGAAACUUAUAACCUCGGGAGGCACGUCCCUCCCCUCACUGCGGUCACAUACCUCCAGAGGAGCGGACCAGGCAGCCACCAGCUCCGGCCACUCAGGGCACAUCAGUCCCUUGGAUCCUCAGAACUCUCAUUGCUCUUUGAGGCAUCAAAAAGCCAAGAUGUUGGUACUACUGGCUGGUAUCUUUGUGGUCCACAUCGCCACUGUCAUCAUGUUAUUUGUCUCCACCAUUGCCAAUGUCUGGGUGGUUUCAGAUUUUACAAAAGCAUCAGUAGGUCUUUGGAAAAACUGCACCAGUGAUGGCUGUGAUGAUGUCCUGUCCUAUGCCAGUGAAGACGCCCUCAAGGCAGUGCAGGCCUUCAUGAUCCUCUCCAUCAUCUUCUCCCUCAUCUCCCUCGUGGUCUUUGUGUUCCAGCUCUUCACCAUGGAGAAAGGAAACCGCUUCUUCCUAUCCGGGGCCACCAUGCUGGUGUGCUGGCUGUGCAUUAUGGUCGGAGUAUCCAUCUAUACUCAUCAUUAUGCCAAUGGUCAGGGAACUCAGUACCAGAGCAGUCACCACGGCUACUCCUUCAUCCUGACCUGGAUCUGCUUCUGCUUUAGCUUCAUCAUUGGCGUUCUCUAUCUAGUCCUGAGAAAGAAAUAAGGCUGAACAAAUUCACAGGGAUCUGGGGGGUGGGGAGAAAGAAGCCAUUGGAUCUGGGCGGGAAGUGGAAGAUACUAUGCAGGAAAAUCCAAGAGUGGGGAGGGGGGGCGGGGAGGGGAAGUAGGGUGGGAGAGGCUGAAAUUCAAACCAUUCUUGAGGAGGUUCUCUACUGUCGAGCCCCUGCCCUUGGGAGAAAGUAGUUGGCUAGUACUCUGCUGUUCCCUUGAUGCAGCAGGAGAGCCUCUCUCCAGCCACCAGACUUGGCCUCCAGCUGUUCUCAGUUACACACACUGCCUGGGGCCCCAUCGGCUGCCACACCACUGACUCCACUCCUAAGGCUGAUUUCUGGGUCUUGCAUUGAGGUUCUCAGACCCAUUGCAUCAAGUUAAAAUAGCGGUACAAGUUCCAGCAAGAGCAGAUAUUGUUUUUGUGUUGAAUAUGCUAAGCCUGCCUGGAAGCCAUCCCGCCUUUCUGACCCAAAGCAAAACAUGACAUUCCAGUCUGAAGGACCUAUACAAGGGCUUUGACUAGUGAGCCAUUAUCCCUCUUUAGAACAGAUACUUAACUCUGUGGAACUCAGUGGUAUUUGUGACGAAAUGGGAGAAAGAGAUAUAGUCCUAAAGCCAAAUUAGUGGGUUAGUGAAGCCAAGAAAGAACUUUUCACAGUGGAGGGCCUGGGGGAUGGUCAGAACCCAGACCAGACCUCACACAGCUGUCCCUCAUGGAGACCUCUUGCUAUGGACUUUGCUAGGCCUCUUGCUUAAAACUAAAGCAACUCUUCUGGCAUUUUGGUAAAGCCACUAGUGACCAAUUCAUUGGUGAAAGCACCACACAAAUUACAGGACCAAGGGUCAAUCUUGUGACAGUGCUACGGUAGGGUUACGUUUUUAGGACUCCCUGUCCAUGUAGUCAGUGUUUCUUUUAAGAACAUAUUGGGAGAGAGAAUGGACAUGGUUCCUUGUAAGAUGAUUUAUUACUCUCCCUCUAAUGAUAACUCUUGAGUACAUUUUUGUUAAUUAUCCACAUUGGGGAUUAGGACUCUUAGGCUCAGUGGCAGUUCUCACUUUGACAUGGGCUAGAGCCGUUGCCUUUCAGGGGCCCUGCCUAUCCCCUUUCACAGGUGAGGCAGGGUAAUUUUGGAAGCAUAAGAAAACACACACAAACCAAAACCAAAUUGAUCCUUUGGUGAAAGGUGCUAUAUAAUUGUCAAGUAUUAAGUGUACUAGAUUCCUGUCAUGAUUAGAACAGAGUGCCUGCAUUCCCAGGAGAAUCAGAAAUUUCCCACAAGAUAAAUAAAGAUAUAGGUGACGGGCAGAUAUCUUCUUUAAGAGAAAAAGUAAAAAGCAAAAACUCUUAUGGUGUCCAGUCAGUUGGUAAUUGGGCUGUCUGUUUCCAUAGGAGCAUUUCUAUAUAGGAUUUAGUAGCAGUAUGCUAUUCCUGGUUAAGCAGGCAUUGCUCUGGCCUGGAGCAGCUAUUUCAAGCCAUCUCAGAUUCUGUCUAAAGGGGUUGGUUUGGGAAGACAUUUCCUUUAUUACCUGAGAAGAUCUACCCCAGGGAGAAUCCGAGACAUCUUGCCUACUUUCCUCCUAGCUCUCCUUAUCCCAUUUCUUGCAUACCUUUCCUUUUUGGGGAGUUGUUAUGCCAUGAUUUCUGGUAUUUAUGUAACAGGACUAUGACUAAGUAUAUUGCUCUAUGUUCAUUCUGGUUAAGGGAAUAUUGAGGGUAGGCCACCAGAUUACCUGGGCUGGGGGUAGAGAGAUGGCAACAAAAACUGUAGGAUGAUGAACUUUUUAAUUAUGAUUUAAUUAUCACAUGAUUAUAGAUGGCUGUUUUAUGUUCAGAGGUAUACUUACAUAUCAGAUAUACCCCAAAGAGAUACUCACAUUGUGUUGAAAAGUCAAGCUAUGACUGGAAUGAACCAUGUAUUCCCUUGUCUUUUACUUUAUUUCUGUGACAUUUAUGUCUCAUGUAAUUUGCAUUACAUUGGUGGGUUGUUCUAGUACUGUAUUUGGCUUUUUCUUUAAUAGAUUGAUAUUUCAUAUACUAUAAUUGUAAAUAUUUUGAUACAAAUGUUUAUAACUCUAGGGAUAUAAAAAUAGAUUCUGAUUCCCUUC